GGGUGCUGCAUGAGGGGCCGAAAGGGUGACCGCAUGACCAUCAACAUCCGGGAGCACAUGGCUAUCAAUGUGUGCCCCGGACCCAUCCGGCCCAUCCGCCAGAUCUCGGACUACUUUCCCCGCAGGGGAACAGGACCAGAAAGUGGGGGUGGAGGCUGCGGGGAGGCUCCUGCUGGCCUGGUGCCCCUGGCCCUGGCCCCCCCUGUGGCUCUCCUUGGGCCCACCACGCCUGAGGAUGGAGCUGAGAUCGACAACUAUGACUCAGAUGAAACCACCGCCUUGGGCAUGUUGGAGUUUGAUCUUCUCUAUGACCAGGCCUCCUGCACGCUGCAUUGUCGUAUCCUCAGGGCCAAGGGCCUCAAGCCCAUGGAUUUCAAUGGCCUAGCCGACCCCUACGUCAAGCUGCACCUCUUACCUGGAGCCUGCAAGGCCAAUAAGCUCAAAACCAAGACUCAGAGGAACACUCUGAAUCCCGUAUGGAACGAGGACCUGACCUACAGUGGGAUCACGGAUGAGGACAUUACCCAUAAGGUGCUCAGGAUCUCCGUCUGUGAUGAGGACAAGCUGAGCCACAAUGAGUUCAUCGGGGAGACCCGGGUGCCCCUCCGCCGCCUCAAGCCUUCCCAGAAGAAACACUUUAAUAUCUGCCUUGAGCGCCAGGUCCCGUUGGCCUCACCCUCUUCCAUGUCGGCAGCACUGCGAGGCAUCUCCUGCUACCUGAAGGAGCUGGAACAGGUGGAGCAGGGCCCUGGGCUGCUGGAGGAGCGUGGCCGCAUCCUGUUGACCCUUAGCUACAUCUCUUGUCGCCGGGGGCUGUUGGUGGGCAUUGUGCGCUGUGCCCACCUGGCUGCCAUGGACGUCAAUGGCUACUCAGACCCCUACGUCAAGACGUACCUAAGGCCAGACGUGGAUAAGAAAUCCAAGCAUAAAACAUGCGUGAAGAAGAAAACCCUAAACCCGGAGUUUAAUGAGGAGUUUUUCUAUGAGAUGGAACUCUCUGCUCUAGCCACCAAGACUCUGGAGGUCACAGUGUGGGAUUACGACAUUGGCAAAUCCAACGACUUCAUUGGUGGCGUGUCCCUGGGGCCAGGCGCCCGGGGGGAGGCCCGCAAACAUUGGGGUGACUGCCUACAGCAGCCGGAUGCAGUCUUAGAGCGCUGGCACACCUUGACCAGCGAGCUGCCCCCUGCAGCUGGGGCCUUGCCCUCAGCUUGA
This is a messenger RNA of Chrysochloris asiatica (Cape golden mole), 1215 nucleotides long. It is a transcript of the gene DOC2A, whose product is annotated as double C2-like domains, alpha. Bases 10 to 1215 code for a protein of 401 amino acids. NCBI's taxonomy places the organism in Eukaryota, Metazoa, Chordata, Mammalia, Afrosoricida, Chrysochloridae. The transcript has 10 exons. Gene Ontology annotation, cellular component: membrane. The record is from RefSeq and is a predicted model, not a curated record.